Molecule: messenger RNA, 918 nt
Organism: Perkinsus marinus ATCC 50983
Lineage: Eukaryota; Perkinsozoa; Perkinsida; Perkinsidae
Product: alpha methylacyl-coa racemase, putative
Exons: 6
Coding region: 1-918 (305 amino acids)
Molecular function (GO): catalytic activity
Source: RefSeq, a predicted model, not a curated record
AUGCCCACGUCGCCGUCCCAAAACCCGCUGUCGGCGCUCCCACGAGGUAUCAUGGAGAAUCUUAGAGUUCUCGAGCUCGCGACGUACAUUGCCGGACCGGGAGCAAGUCUUAUUUUUACGGAGCUUGGUGCUACCACGAUUAAGGUUGAAACCCCGUCGACGGAUGGGUCUAGUGCUGGUGGCGAUCCUAUGCGACAGCUUCUGCUGCCCUUCGAGCCUGGCAGGCCCCAUAGUAGCAUUUUCGAGAUGUUCAAUCGCGGCAAGGAAAGCAUCUGCCUUGACUUGAAGUUAGAGAAGGAUAUGCAACUCUUCUGGGAGCUUCUCGAAGAUGCUGACGUUUUUAUCACAAAUGUUCGUAUUGAUUCCCUGUGUAGUCUGGGUAUUGACCACCGAACAGUGUGUGCACAGCUACCAUCGCUGGUUUAUGUCCUCAUGACGGCGUGGGGGACCAAAGGGCACGGAUAUCAGAAACCUGGUGUGGAAACAGACAGGGGCCUCAGACGCUUCUGGGCUGCCAUGAACCCGUGGUAUCGCGCACGCCUAUUGAACGCUGUCUCCAGAGGCGGCGCCGACUACCUGUGGGCCAAGUUGUCACCAUUUGAUCACUCGUCUAUGGUGGAGAGAUUGGCGCCUCUUCUGGGGUAUCUCUUUGAUGUCCUCGAGUCCUUCAUAUCGAAUCAUACUCUCGAGGAAAUGGAGCAUUUGGACGAAACUCACGACCUGUGGUUCACUAGGAUCAACAAGCCAGAUGAAGCGUGCCGUGUUGAGCAGGCCCACACUACCGGAAUAUGGGGUACUGCUGCUGAUGGGCAGAAGUUUGUCACCGCGCCAUUCAAUCUAUCCGAUUGCCCUCCGGUGCGAUCUGGAGUCCGUUUGAGCCCAGGCCCUUCUGCGGUCACGACCUCAUCCAAGCUCUAA